Echinococcus granulosus is the source of this 111-nucleotide messenger RNA. RefSeq lists its product as hypothetical. Lineage: Eukaryota; Metazoa; Platyhelminthes; Cestoda; Cyclophyllidea; Taeniidae. The transcript has 2 exons. Bases 1 to 111 code for a protein of 36 amino acids. The record is from RefSeq and is a predicted model, not a curated record.
AUGAUUGAAGAAGAGCAUAUGCUGCAGAUGAGCGAAUCUGUGACAACCCCUAACAAACAGCGUGGAAAUGACCAGGAUGGAACCCAGGUGGAUAUGGCUGAGCAGCUCUGA